GUGGAUCCAGUGACUGGGCUGCUGGCCCCAGUAGUUGGAGCAAGGCUGGAUGUGCCCACCAAAAACGUUGUGCCUCUAACAUUGUCAUUCUGGCUGAUGACGGCAGAGCAAACUGAUGGUGUACAAGUGGAGGCGCUGCAGAGGGAAAUAUGUGUGAGAAACUCUUACUGGCAGCAGCAGAGGCAGCGUGAGGAAGACAUCCUCGUCGAUCUGGACUCAGCUUUAUGCCAGCAUCUCUUCAGUGUCUCAGAUGCAAAUUCUCAUCAGGUCCAGUGGUCAGGGAAGCAGCUGAAGGAGGCAGCUGUCGAGCUGCAGGAUACUGCACAAAAUGAGGUCCAGAGAAGAGCAGCUCAGUGCUCAUUCUUGGCUCUGGUCUUGCCCCCACAUGUCUUAAGCAUCCUUACCUGUGGCGAUGAAGAGGAAUGGGACCAGCAGUGUGGUUGGCACGCAGCCCUUAUGUCUGGCCUUGAUAAGCUGGAUGUGUGCAUGGAUCAGCUGCAACAAGACAAUGAGAAAUGGACGUCCCAGCCAGGAGACUGGUCUACAAAUCUCCAUGCGAUGGACAGAGAGCUCAGGCACAGAGAAUUAAGGGAGCAGUGUUGUUCCACACAGACAGCGGUGGAUUCUGCUCUCAUGUUGCUCCAUUUUGUCAGACAUGUGUCUCAGCUGCGUGCCAACACAGCCCAGGCAGUACUUUGUGGACAGUUUUGGUUCAAAGACUAUGGCCUGGUCCAAUGUAGUGACUAUAAGCCAAACAUCACCGUGAUGGCUCUGCUCCAACAGAGGGUUGUUCCUCUGCUUGAAAGAUUGAAUGUGCUCCUGGAAGAAAAACCUUCAACAGACCUGUUCUCCAACAUGUGCAACCAGCAAAUCUCCGGCUUGUCAAGAAAGCAGGAGUUUUGCUUGGAGAUCCCAUCCAGAGUGUGGACAACCUCUGUUCCAGCAGUGAAAGGGAGCUCGACUCAGUCUCUGAGAGGACCUGUGAAUGCUGCUGAAACCCAGGACGGCAUUUUCCAGAUCUGCUCACGACAGACUGAAUCGUCUGGCGUUCACUCUCAGGACAGUCAGCAGACAAAGGACCCUGUUCAGUUUACACAUACAGCCGUCACUGCUACUCCAGAGGAGCAGUGGAAGAGGCUGGUGGAGGUCUCUCCUCUCUUCCAGUUUUUAAGGGAUUUGGAACUGCGGCUGAAGGCCUGCGCUGGGAAGGCUGGUUUACUUGGACAAGAACUUAGUAACAGAGGAAACGGUUUUGUGGACGUCCUGGAUGCCCAGUGGGAAUGCGAAGGAGAGCUGAUCCCUUUGGACCUUUCAGUCCUAAAUCCCAGAGAGUUUCUGGUCCACCAGCAUGGAUUAUUCCUGAUUGACACACUGCAUAAUCUAAAACUGACUCCAGCGGUUUCACUUCAGGUAGCCGUGAGCCUGCCAAACAACAACUAUGUAGGCAACGCUUUCAGGAACUCUUUUUUUUAUCAGGAAGCAGAAGAAACACUCUUUGUCCGCCGUCAGAGGCUGCAGUGUGUCGGUGGUUUCUCUCUCAUGCUCCUUCACUGUCUCUCACACAUCAAAACCAAAGACAUGAGCGCCGACUUUAGUCCAGCCUUCCAGAGAAUUUUCUUCAAGACUCUACAGGACUGUUUGCAAGAGCUAUUUCAGGCCAGACUGGGCAUCCGUGCUGGACCGGAACCAAGUUUGUGUGUUGGGUUUCAGGAGCAGGGUGACCUAAAGGAGGCGCUGUCAGAUCCCCAUGCUGUCUCACUGCUUCAUAGGCUUCAUAAACCAAGCAGAGGACUACUGUCUGAAGAUGAGGUAGAGAAAAUGCUGGUGAAACACAGAGAAGCAUCUCUGUUGUCACAUCUUGGAGGAUUUCUGAGAGAGAGAAGCUCUGAAGCCAAAGGAGAACAGGAGGACACAGAGUGACUGAACAAACAACCAUCAUUAUCAAAUAUACUUGUGUAGACCCUACACUAUGUUAAGAGAUAUUGCUGAUAAAAUAAGAAUCAACAGAUGAGUUCAGAUGGAGGCCAUGUGAACAAAAUAAAAGGUCUGACUCCUAUCACUAUCAAAUAAUACUCAAAACUUUCAGGUUUCCAGGAACCUAAGUUUGGAGCGGUGGGGCAAGGGGAGGGACCCAAAAUGAAAACAAAAAAAAAAAAACAUGCUUGGUUCUGAAAGUCAGAAUCCUCAAUUCAAGUGAAUAAAAAGCAGCCAGACCAAAAUUUUAAUUUUGCGGUCCUUUUUUUUUUUUUUUUUUGCUUUUUAUUUUUUUAGGUACUGG
Poeciliopsis prolifica (blackstripe livebearer) is the source of this 2278-nucleotide messenger RNA. RefSeq lists its product as uncharacterized. The transcript has 15 exons. Lineage: Eukaryota; Metazoa; Chordata; Actinopteri; Cyprinodontiformes; Poeciliidae. Bases 97 to 1920 code for a protein of 607 amino acids. The record is from RefSeq and is a predicted model, not a curated record.